CAAGGAACUUCCAUUCCUGGUGAGGGGAUCCUGGCUGCCACCGAACCAUGGAGAAUCUGCCCUGCUGCCGGGGCUGCCGGCUGUGACGGCCCAGGGGGUAGUCGGGCUGUGGCUGGUUGGAGCAGGGUGAGGUGGUAGCCUUCUACUAAGACCCAGCUGCCGGGACCCCUUGGGGACUGGGGACCCCCUGAAGAGCCCGGUCCAUAACUCAGCUCUGCAAGUCUCCUGCACCCCUGCCCAGAAUGUGGAAAUGCCAGAUGAAGACAAAGGAAACAUCCCAAAGCUCCUGUUGACCUUUGACCUCUGUUCUCAAACCACCAUCUCUCAGAGAUGGAGAACGUGGCAGGUUGCCCAGAAUCCUUCACAUCCAGGUUCCUCGUCAUCCUCCUUUUUCUCCAGCUGCUCACAAUGGGUUCAGCUCAGUUUUCUGUGAUUGGACCUGCAGAGCCUGUCCUGGCCUUGGAGGGGGGAGACACUGAGAUGCCCUGUCACCUGAACCCUAAGGAAAGCGCUGAGUUUAUGGAGGUGAGGUGGUUCCGAUCCCAGCCUUCUAAUGUCGUGCACCUGUACGAUAGUGGAGCCGAGCUGUUUGGAGAGCAGAUGGAGGAAUAUCAAGGGAGGACAGAGUUGGUGACAGACGCCCUGGAUUAUGGGAGUGUGACUGUGAGACUACGCAAUGUCAGAGUCUCUGAUGAAGGAAACUAUCAUUGUUCUUUCUAUGAUGGCAAUUCUGAAGAUGAAGCCCCUCUGGAGCUGCAGGUGGUUGCUUCCCUCUUCCCGACGGCUCUGUCCUUGAUGGUGGCCCUGGGAGUGACCCUUCCUCUGCUGGGACUGCUCAUCGCUGGGGGUCUUUAUCUCAUCUGGAAACACCCCAGGGACAAAGAGAAAUUCCUGUUGGAGCUCAGGCAGACACUGGUAGAGCUACGCCCCACCAACGUCACUCUCGAUCCCCACACGACGCAUCCCCGACUCGUCCUGUCUGAGGAUCGGAAACGGGUGACACUGAGAAACACACGGCGGUACCUGCCCGACAACCCGGAGAGAUUCAGUCAUAACUCCUGUGUGCUGGGCCGCGAGCGCUUCACCUCCGGGAGACAUUGCUGGGAGGUGGAGGUGGGAGAAGCGACUAUCUGGUAUCUGGGGGUCUGUAGGGAAAAUGUGAGGAGAAAAGGGGGCAUCUCGGAGUCACCUGCGGAUGGAUUCUGGGCCGUGAAGAAAGAUUAUGAUGGAUACUAUGCGCUCACCUCUCCUCGCGUCCCUCUCCCCCUGACCACCUCCCCCAGCCGGGUGGUGGUUUACCUGGACUACGAGGCUGGAGACGUCUCCUUCUACAGUGGCACUGACGGAUCCCACAUCUACACUUUCCCCCGCGCCGCCUUCUCGGGGACCCUCCGACCUUUCUUCCGCCUUUAUUACACGAAUCAAUGCCUGACCAUCUGCCCUGUCCCUGCCCCCGCUCAGGAGACUCCAGUGAACCCCCCUGGCCUGGGACCAGCCUCAGCCACUGGAGAAGGGGAUCCCCUCCCUGGGGCCGAUGCCCCAUUGCUCCCCCAACCCAAGCCGGGCCCCGGAGUCCCUCCUGCCCCUUAGGGAGCCUCCCGGCCCCUCCCCUCUGCCCCCUGUACCGCUCCUUCCCCUCCCGGGGCUGCAGCUACCUGUGUCCCCGCCUCCUCCUCUGCUCCCCCAGGGCAGGCCCAGCCUAGGAGGGGUCUCUGCUACUGUUGCUGCUGCUGGGGAAGUGUCCCUGCUGAGGGCGGGGCUGGGGGCAGUAAAGCAGCUGCUGCAACUCUGGUACCUCAGUGGGGUUUUACAAGUGCCACUGACCCUCCUGCUCCUUACUCCUCCACCAGACCCUGAACUCGGAGGGCAGAGGGGCAGCUCGCCUCCACCGCACAGUUGUGAUAGACUCCAGAUUCUCCUGGUUUAUGGCAAUUCUUUUUGAACUUUCGUGUGGGAUUGGGUUCUGUUCCUGGCUCAGUGUGGAGGUGGCUAAUGUGAUUAUGGGCUUCACCUUGAAUUCACCAGAAUAAUAAUAAUGAUGGCAUUUGUUAA
Molecule: messenger RNA, 2052 nt
Organism: Ornithorhynchus anatinus (platypus)
Lineage: Eukaryota; Metazoa; Chordata; Mammalia; Monotremata; Ornithorhynchidae
Product: butyrophilin subfamily 1 member A1-like
Exons: 8
Coding region: 331-1590 (419 amino acids)
Biological process (GO): T cell receptor signaling pathway; regulation of cytokine production
Cellular component (GO): external side of plasma membrane
Molecular function (GO): signaling receptor binding
Source: RefSeq, a predicted model, not a curated record